UCAAAGCUCAGACCAGAAUUCAAGAAAUUGCGGGAACCACAAAAUCCAAAGAGACUCUGACUGUAUCUGCUUAUCCCCAUUAACCUUCCACUCUAGUUUUCCCAACAAUCUCUAAUCCCACACAAAAUGGUCAGAACCUCUUCCCUCACACCCAGAAGCAAAUUCUUCAUAAGAAAACACAGAAAAUGGCCAGUCUCACCCUACAACACCAAAUGGCACACCCUCUUCAAUCAACACCAAGCACUACAAACCCUCAAACACUCCCCACUAAACCCACCCCAAAACCUUCUCUCCACACUCAUCCACUCCUUCAAAACCUUCAACUCUGACCCAACCCCUGAAGCUUACAACUUUGUCCUCAAAACCCUAACUAAAACCUCACAACUGACCCACAUCCCUUCUGUUCUUGACCGCCUUGAAUCUGUAGAAAAAUUCCACACACCCGAAUCGAUUUUCGCCAAUCUGAUUAGAUUUUAUGGCAGUGCCAAUCGAAUUGGGGAUGCCAUUGAUGUUUUCUACAGGAUUCCCAAGUUCAGGUGUGACCCUUCUGCGGUUUCACUCAAUUCUUUGCUGUAUGUGCUUUGUGGGAGUAGUAAAGGUCUUAAAAUGGUGCCCCAGAUUUUGUUGAACAGCCGAGCUAUGGGGAUUAGGCUUGAAGAGUCGAGCUUUCGGAUUUUAAUCACUGCAUUGUGUGGAAUUGGAAGGGUUGGGUAUGCCAUUGAGAUAAUGAAGUGCAUGAUCAGAAAUGGGUAUGAUUUGGAUGUAAAGAUUUGCUCUUUGGUGCUGUCAUCAUUGUGUGAGCAAAAGGGUUUAGCUGGUUUGGAGGUUGUGGGUUUUUUGGAAGAAAUGAAGAGAGUUGGGUUUUGUGCUGCGAUGAUGGACUAUUCAAAUGUGAUUAGGUUUUUGGUGAAACAGGGGAAGGGUUUGGAUGCUUUGAGGGUUUUGGGGAAGAUGAAAGUGGAGGGAAUGAAGCCUGAUGUUGUUUGUUAUACCAUGGUUUUACAUGGGGUUAUUGCAGAUGGGGAUUACAAGAAUGCGGAUAAGGUGUUCGAUGAAUUGCUUGUGUUGGGUUUGGUUCCUGAUGUUUAUACAUACAAUGUGUAUAUAAAGGGGUUGUGUAAGCAGAACAAUGUGGAAGCUGGAAUAAAGAUGGUUACUUGUAUGGAAGAGUUGGGGUGCAAGCCGAAUUUGAUUACUUAUAACAUGUUGUUGAAGGCGUUAUGUAAGAAUGGGGAGCUGGGUCGGGCGAAGGAGCUUGUGAGUGAGAUGACCUUAAAGGGUGUUGGGGUAAACUUGCAGACACAUAGAAUUAUGCUGGAUGGUCUGUUUUGUAAAGGUGACAUUGAUGAAGCUUGUAUCUUUAUGGAGGAAAUGUUGGAUAAGUUUCUCUGUCAUUGUUGUUUGGCAUAUGAUAAUGUAAUCUACGGGUUGUGCCAAAAGGGUUUUGUUUGUAAAGCAAUGGAAUUGCUGCAGAAGAUGGUUGACAAGAAUGUUGCGCCUGGGGCAAGAGCUUGGGAAGCACUACUCCUUAUCUCAGGAAUUGGAACGAACUUAGUAAAGAUUACUUGGACUGGUUUGUUGAACCGAAUUGAAAUUGAUUGACUUCACCUACACAAAUAUUACACUAGUUUUCGUUGGUGUAUUGAGUUGAAUCCACAACUAUAGUUUGUUCGCUUCACCUACACUAUGGAGUAUGGAAGCUGAAACAGAAGUUAUUGCUAUUGAGAAUGAGUUGAUCAAUAAUGUUUACGAUUCAGAUGUGGUUAUAUAAUUUGAUAUUGUCAUCACUGUGUGAACAAAAGGGUUCAGUUGGUUUUGAGGUCUUGGAUUUCUGGAAGAAAUGAAGGAAGUUUUGUUUGUCCUUGAAUUGACGGACUAUUUGAACGCGAAAUUAAGCUGUGGUUUGGAUGAUGGGAAUGUUCUGUGUAAGAUGAAGGUGAAGGAAACUAAGCCUCAUAUUGUUUGUUAUAGUGCUAUACCAUGACUUUUACAUGAUCUUUUGGUCAGACGGGAAUUAUGGGACAGCAGAUGAGCUGUUUCAUAAAUUGCUUGUGUUGGGUUUGAUUCCUGAUGUUUUUACUUGGAAUAAAAUUUUGUUUCGUCAGCUUAUAUAUA
Molecule: messenger RNA, 2115 nt
Organism: Rosa rugosa (rugosa rose)
Lineage: Eukaryota; Viridiplantae; Streptophyta; Magnoliopsida; Rosales; Rosaceae
Product: pentatricopeptide repeat-containing protein At2g38420, mitochondrial-like
Exons: 2
Coding region: 127-1602 (491 amino acids)
Molecular function (GO): protein binding
Source: RefSeq, a predicted model, not a curated record